Messenger RNA from Aspergillus heteromorphus CBS 117.55, 1875 nucleotides. RefSeq lists its product as uncharacterized. The transcript has 2 exons. Bases 1 to 1875 code for a protein of 624 amino acids. Lineage: Eukaryota; Fungi; Ascomycota; Eurotiomycetes; Eurotiales; Aspergillaceae. The record is from RefSeq and is a predicted model, not a curated record.
AUGCUAGACGAGCUGGACAACACCUUCGACGAUCAUCCGUCAUUGGAUGCGUCGCUCGAGGACUUUGAGAACAACAGCAACGCCCGCCGCUCGCCCAUGUUCGGCCUCCCCUCCCAGCAUUCCGGGUUUCGCUCCGAGGAGUCGGAGGGCGAGGAGGAGGAGCUGACGCCCAACGGGGAGCGCUGGUCGCCGCCGGGCUUACGCAGGUAUGACUUCGUGCAGGGAAGUGGAUGGUACCGCCGUCAGCCCUACGUGCGCACCGUCGAUCACGACCGCCUCUGUCUCAAGCCCACCGUGGGCCUCAGCCCGUCGCAAUCGCGCGAGCCCAGCCCGCAGUAUGAGGAUGCGCUCGAGGGGCCGACCGCCAGUAAACGCAGCCAGUCUACCGAGACGGCAGAUGUCACCAUCGCAGCCAGCGUCCCGCUGCCGAUGGAUGCAGACACCCCGCAGAAAGGCCGGUCGCCGAGUCCGCGGCCAGCAGGCGCCCGGACCAGCCCUGACGCCGAGGCGGGGGAUUUGGGGGCGGGAAAUAACCUCAGCAACUGUAGGCUCUACCUUGAUAUCCGCUUCGCCGUGCGCGCCGAAGUCCAGCACCGCGAACCGUUUGUCGCGUUCUUUAGUUAUUUGCGAUCCAAAUUCGAUAAGAUCACUAGCUCCAAAUCAAAUGCAAUCCUCUCCGUAAUCGUUGCUUUCACGUCGAUCGCGUUCAUGCGCGCCUUGUUCCUGCCCAGUGUGCCCGAGGCGAUCCCCGAUCUGGUGAAGCUGUCGGGCUUUGCGCGCUCCUUCGAGCCACUCAUCUACUACUCGGAGAAUGGCGCGCAUCAAAUCACCGCGCUGCAGGAGACCGGGGUGGCCGUCUGGGAUCUUGGGGAAUCGGUGCGUGGCACCAACAUGACCAGCGCGCCGAUCAUCGUGCGCCAAUUGGACGAGCUGUCCGAGUCGCUCAAGUCGCUGUCCCUCGAGCUGGCGCGCUUCUUCUCCGAUGUCGAGGGCGACAUCGACUCCAUCCUGAUCGCCAUGGACUGGGCCAAGCGCGAGCUGGAGACGCUGUCGUUGCAACCGCCCAGCACGCUGCCGUCGAUCGUGUUCGACAACCUCCAUGACAUCUUCGCGCGACUCGGGGCGCUGGAGCGGCUUAGCGGCGCGAGUGGGGAAGGGUCCGGCAGCGAUCUCACCAGCACGCCUACGACCUUCGGCAACUUCGUCACCACCGUCUUCGGCCAGACCUCCGCGCAGCGCACGCGGUCCGCUCUGACGCGCGCCUUCACCGAGAUGCUGUCGGUGCUCGAGGAGGCAAUCAACAACGAGCUGACGCAUUCGACGGCGCUGUUCGCGCUCUUCGAGUCCAUCGACCGGCAGUUCCUGAAUCUGCAGCGAACGGUGGUGCGCGAGGAGGACGCCCAAGAGCGCGAAGAAGACGAGAUGCUCAGCUCGCUGUGGACGCGGGUGCUGGGCCCGAAUGCGGCGGUGGUGCGCAAAUAUGAUAAGAACAAGCAGCUGCUGGCCAACGUCCGUAGUCGCACCGUCACUAACAAACACCUCCUGAUGGACCAUCGCGGCCGCCUACUAACCCUCAAGGUCAACCUCGAAACACUACGACGCAAGCUCGUCAGCCCGCUGGUGCGGCGCAACGAUUCAGUCAGCUUCACAGGGGCAGUCGAGUCCAGUAGUCGUAGCCAUGGGCGCAUGCUGGGGCCGGUGGGGGCGGUGAUCGAAGGCCAGAUCCGCGGCCUGGAGGGCAGCUACGACUACCUGCAGUCGGUGCGCGAGAAGCAGAAGGCCAAGACGCUGGAGUUCUACUACGGGUUCGGGCGCCGACUGCCACAGAAUCCCGUGCUGGCGGACGGAUCGGACGAUCUGGGCGACGGGGUCUGA